Serinus canaria (Common canary) is the source of this 2926-nucleotide messenger RNA. RefSeq names its product XPC complex subunit, DNA damage recognition and repair factor (gene XPC). Gene Ontology annotation, biological process: nucleotide-excision repair; mismatch repair. The transcript has 16 exons. Gene Ontology annotation, cellular component: XPC complex; nucleotide-excision repair factor 2 complex; nucleus. The coding region runs from base 38 to 2926 and encodes 962 amino acids. Gene Ontology annotation, molecular function: single-stranded DNA binding; damaged DNA binding. NCBI's taxonomy places the organism in Eukaryota, Metazoa, Chordata, Aves, Passeriformes, Fringillidae. The record is from RefSeq and is a predicted model, not a curated record.
GCGGGGCCGGGCCGGACCUGCCCGCGCCGGCAGCGCCAUGGCCAGAAAGCGCAGAGCAUCGCCCCGGCCCGCAGCCGCCAAAAAGAGGCGCUCCGGGAGGCUGCCAAAGGAGGAGGAAGAGGAGGAGGAGGAGAAGGAUGAUUUUGAAGAGAAAAAGCCCAGUAUAAAAAAGACCUCAAAACCUCCAGCUAGGAAAAAGGAAGAAGAUUGUGAAACUGAAGUUUCCAAUUCAGCAAAAACUUCCAAACCUUCAAAACAAGAAGAGGCAAAUUCACAAAUAAAAGAAAGUAAAAAGAAUGCUAGAAAUAAAGAGAAUUGUAUCAAAGAGGAAAUAUGCAGUGACUCACUGAAGCAUCCUCAGAAGGAGAUGAAGUUAAAGACAGAAUCUCCUGUUAAAAAAGAGAUGGAUGAAGAUAAUACUGACAACGAUGAUGAUGAUGAUGAAAGUGAAGAUGAGUGGGAGGAUGUGGAAGAACUUCAGGAACCCUCUACAGAUAAGUUAGAAGAAGCUGCUGUUCUUCCAUCAGUGGGGCUGCCAAGCAAUCCUGUCGAGAUAGAGAUUGAAACCCCAGAGCAGGUGAAGAAAAGAGAAAGGAGAGAAAAAAGAAAAGCCGAGUUUGAGAUGUACCUUCGGAGAAUGAUGAAACGUUUCAGCAAGGAGGUUCGUGAGGACACACAUAAGGUUCACUUGCUGUGUUUAUUAGCAAAUGGUUUCUACAGGAACAGGAUCUGCAGCCAGCCAGAUCUCCUCGCCAUCGGUCUGUCCAUCAUUCCCACGCGCUUCACCCAAGUGUCUGCAGGCCAAGUGGGCCUUGUCUACCUUUCCAACCUGGUGAAAUGGUUUGUUGGCACCUUCACUGUCAAUGAUGAGCUCUCCACUGAAAAAGGAGAGCCCCUUCAGUCAACAUUGGAGAGGAGGUUUGCCAUCUACACUGCAAAGGAUGAUGAGGAGCUUGUUCAUAUAUUUUUAAUUAUUCUGCGAGCUUUACAGCUGCUGUGUCGCCUCGUGCUGUCUUUUCAGCCUAUUCCUCUCAAGGAGACAAGACCAAAGGGAAAGAGCUCAUCCAAGAGGCUGUCUCACAGCAGCACCUCUGAGGGACAGAAGAGUUCUGCCACAACACCCAAAGCUGUGGCAAAAUCAUGCCCCUGCAAAAAAGCCAAGCAGGAUGAGAAAUCCUCAGAGAGCAAAGAAAACAACAAGGAGCCAAAGAAACCUAAAACUGCCCAGACUGAAAGGACACAAAAGUCAAAGCUGACUAAGGGUAGCCAGGCACAGAAGGAAUCAAAUAAUGAGACGAGUUCAGCAGAAAAAGAUGUGCCAGUCAGGCCCAAGAACGACCGCCGGAGACGAGUGGCCUCCAAAGUGUGUUACAAGGAGGAGAGUGGAAGUGAUGAGGGCAGUGCUUCGGACUUUGAGCUUUCAGAGGAGGAGAGUGAUGUCUCUGAUGAGGAUUUUGAAACUGUCCCUAAGAGGCGGAGAAGCUCACAGGCUUCCCAGAAUUCAAAGCUGACAACUGUGAAAAGGUCAAAAACUAACACUUCAGAAACAAGGCAGUCAGAAAAUUUGUAUGGAGCUGAGACUAAGCCAGCAAAAAGUACAACUCCAGCCUUGUCUGAAGCACAGAGGAAGAGAAACAAAAUCAUUUCUAGUGAUGAGGAUGAAGGACAGCAGGAGGUGAGGAAAGCCAUGGGCACAGACCAGUGGCUGGAGGUUUUCCUUGAGCCUGAGGACAAGUGGGUUUGUGUAGACUGUGUUCAUGGCAAUGUGGGCCAGCCCCAGCUGUGCUUUGCACAUGCCACAAAGCCGCUUUUCUACGUCGUGGGAUUUGACAACGAUGGGAGUGUCAGGGAUGUGACACAAAGAUAUGAUCCAGUGUGGAUGACCUCAACAAGGAAGAGCCGUGUGGACCCAGAGUGGUGGGAAGAGACACUGCAGCCCUAUGAAAGUCCCCAUGUGGAGAGAGACAAGAAGGAACAAAAUGAGUUUCAAGUGAAGCUUCAAGAUCAGCCUCUACCAACAGCAAUUGGAGAGUACAAAAACCACCCUCUCUAUGCACUGAAGAGGCACCUCUUGAAAUACCAGGCCAUCUAUCCCGAGACAGCUGCUAUCUUGGGGUACUGCAGGGGAGAGGCUGUCUACUCCAGAGACUGCAUACACACGCUGCACUCCAGGGACACUUGGCUGAAGCAAGCUCGAGUGGUGAGGAUUGGAGAAGUGCCUUACAAGAUGGUAAAAGGAUUUUCCAACCGGGCGAGGAAGGCGCGCCUGGCAGAGCCGGCGAACCGGGACCGGGAGGACCUGGCGCUGUUUGGCCACUGGCAGACAGAGGAGUAUCAGCCUCCCAUAGCAGUGGAUGGAAAGGUUCCUCGGAAUGAAUAUGGAAAUGUCUAUCUCUUCUUGCCAUCCAUGUUACCCGUGGGCUGUGUGCAACUGAAACUGCCAAACCUGAACAGAGUGGCACGGAAGUUGGACAUUGACUGUGCUCAGGCCAUCACUGGAUUUGAUUUUCAUGGUGGCUACUCACACCCAGUUACUGAUGGCUAUGUGGUGUGUGAGGAGUAUAAAGAAGUCCUUGUUGCUGCCUGGGAGAAUGAACAAGCAGAAAUGGAGAAGAAAGAGAAGGAGAAACGUGAGAAAAGAGCUCUAGGGAAUUGGAAGCUGCUGACAAAAGGACUUCUCAUCAGAGAGAGACUGAAGCAACGCUACUCCAUCAAGAGUGAGCCAUCAGCACCUGAGACAGAGAAAGGAGGGGGAUUCUCUUCUGAUGAAGAAGGAGCUCCAAGCUCAGAGAGCACAGUGGGGAACACAGCCAUGUACUGGCCCCAGAAUCGCCAGCUAGAGAAACAAGAAGAGAUAAAAACCAAAAAGAGCAAGCGAGAAAAGAGAGGAGAAGCGGCUCAGUUGUUCCCUUUUGAGAAACUGUGA